Molecule: messenger RNA, 3883 nt
Organism: Pistacia vera
Lineage: Eukaryota; Viridiplantae; Streptophyta; Magnoliopsida; Sapindales; Anacardiaceae
Product: protein LONGIFOLIA 2-like
Exons: 6
Coding region: 506-3646 (1046 amino acids)
Biological process (GO): regulation of monopolar cell growth
Source: RefSeq, a predicted model, not a curated record
CGCAAAAACAUCUCUUCUUGGGGCUGCAAAACUUCCCUGCAGAACUCUCAUUUGUUAGUCCUUCAAAGGUGGGGGCUAGUUGGGUAACUGUUUUUGUGUAGGGUCCCUUGAUAUUUCAUCAUUUUUGUUCCUUUUGGCUUUCGCAGAGGAUAUUGUCUGCCUAAUUCUGUGAAAUCCAAAAACAAAUUUUAUCUAACUCCUCUCCUCAUGGUUAAAGAAAAUAAUGUGGGGCUCUGUGUAUCUCUCUUUUCCCUUUAAAUCACCUCCUUCAUUCUCCUGUGUCAUUCACAAAAUUCUCUGAAACUAGUAAAGAUAAAGAACUCUUAAAGAAAAAGCCUGUUAAGUACUUAUUGCAUAGAGAAAAUUUGCCUACCAAAGCAACGGUUGGUUUUAACGUGUCUCAUUUGUUCUCAGAAAUGGGACGUUGAAACCACUGAGGGAGUAUUGUAAGCUGCGAAAGUCUUGAAAUUUUCUUGUUUGUUCAAUUGAAGAGAGGGUGUUUAAAAUGUCUGCAAAGCUUCUACAUUCAAUAUCAGAUGAAAAUCCAGAUCUGCAGAAGCAGAUUGGAUGCAUGAAUGGUAUCUUUCAGCUCUUUGACCGCCAACAUUUCCUGAGAGGCCGGCGCAUCCACCAAAACCAGAAGAGGCUUCCACCUGGUCAAAAAGAUAACCAUGGAACAAAGUCCAAGAUUGCAUCACAGCCACCAACAGAAAAACAUGUCAAGAAGGCCAUGAAAGAGAAACAAAAAGUCUCAACUGAAUCGUCCAGAACCUCAUUUUCAUCUUCCUCUUGUUCAUCCAGUUUCUCAUCUAUAGACUGCAAUAAACAAUCACAGGCAGAACCAGCUUCUUAUGGCCAGUCAUAUCUAGCACCAACCCCUGUUCGAGAAUUGCCCAUAUACCAACCAAAUGAUUCUUUGCAAUUAAGGCGGCAACCUGUUGAUAUCCGAAAUGUUGUAAAAGACUCUAUGUACAGAGAAGCUCGCGGGGUAUCAAUUAAAACUCAAACCAAAGAGAAUGCUGGGGGACAAAUCUUGAAAUACAUGGAUUCUCCAAGGCCUUUGCAGCAGCCAAAACCUGUCAAGUCCAGAUUCUCGGGUGUCAAUGAAGAAUUUCGGGUUCUUGGUAAGCUGAGAGAAGUACCGAGGAAAUCCAGUGAACAUAAGGAUGGUUUUGCAGUAAAGGAUGCUCCUCGGUUCUCUUAUGAUAGUCGGGAAUCACGUGAGGCAUUUAAAUCCACCAUGAAGCUGAAAGAGCUCCCAAGACUAUCACUUGACAGUAGAGAGCGCUCCAUGAGGGGCUCGACUGCUGAAAUGAAAUCAAAUUAUCUCCUAGGUGACCUGCAGAGGGGUAAUUGCAACUCUCACGAUGUUCUGAACCAACAGCAAGAACCAGGAAGUUACAAAGGACCAUCUAGUGUUGUAGCAAAGUUGAUGGGAUUGGAAGCUUUUCCAGAUUCAAUGUCAACUGAUGGGAAUCAGCCGGGUCAUCGGAAAACAGCCUCAUAUGGUGAAGGUGAUUCCUUCUCAAGAAUUUCAAGAACUGCUGAUAGCAACAACCAAAAUCGAACAGGUGGAUCCCCAAGGAAUUCUACAAAGGAACCUGCAUCACCGCGGAUGAAAAAUGCUGUUUCAGUUAAGAAGCCCAUUGCAAGCUGCAAGGUUCCUAUAGAGCCUGCUCCAUGGAGACAAUUUGAUGGGAGCAAAGGUCAAGUACCAGCUUUAAAGAGUCGAGAAACUCAGACUAAUGCCCCAAACUCCUCUCUUUCAGUUUAUGGGGAAAUUGAGAAAAGGUUGGCACAACUUGAGUUCAAAAAGUCUGGGAAGGACCACAGAGCUCUUAAACAAAUACUUGAAGCUAUGCAUAAGACAAAAGAGGUGUUAGAAAGCAGAAAAGGAGAUCAAGCUCCAACCUUUGUGCCUCGAACAGCCAAUAACGACAAUAUUGAUCAGAGCUCAAGAUUGACAAAUUCAAAAAACCAAAAAGGUGUUAACCCAGCAUCUGCCACAUUCAGAGGGACCACUUCUCCAAGAAGUUUUAAAUCCCCAAUUGUGAUUAUGAAAGCAGCUAAAUACAUCGAAAAAGCCAGUUAUUCUGCUUCCUCGGUAACUCUACCUGAGAAUUUAUCAGGUCUCCAAAGACUCCGCACUGGUGAAUCUUCAGAUGGCAGAACAGAUUCUGUUGACAAGCAAACAGCUAAAGAUCCAACUCCAAGAACUAUUCAACAGAGGGAACCUUCGAGCCAACAACUUCAUCUUAUAAAUAAGAAUGCCAAUGCCAAAACUUUGAGAUCAGCACAAACUUCAAAGAAUCCUCAACUUACAGCUGGAAAAAGCAAGUCAAGAGCGAGCUCCGAACCCAUGAACCCAAGACUGCAACAGAAGAAACUUGUGUUGGAGAGGCAAUCUCAUUCCACAAUGUCAUCAGAUUUCAGCAAGACUACAAGGCAAUCAAUAGAAUCAGGUUCUCCACAUAGGAAAUCUAGAUUGCAAUCGUCACAGGUGCAGCAAGGUGAUGACCAAAUGAGCGACAUCAGUAGUGAUGCAAGAGAUUUAAGUCACCAAUUUGAUGCUAGUUCUCUCCAGUCUGAAAGCAAUAUCAGCACAGCCUCGCAUGUGGACAUUGAAGUCACAAGCAUUGAUAGAUCUCAGAAGAUUCAUGGAGGCUUCUUCCAGCAACAUGGCCAAAAAGAUCCAGCACUGAGGUAUAACGAUGACAGGUCAAUGGCAGAAUCUACAAAAACUGGUCCAGAACAACCAAGUCCUGUCUCUGUUCUUGAUGCAACAUUCUACAGAGAUGACCCACCUUCUCCAGUGAAAAAGAUAUCACAUCCAUUUAGAGAUGUUGAGGCCGUGAAUUCUAGUGAACAAGAGUGGAAUCUAGCAGACCUAAAUCACUUAUCCCACUGCAAAAAACCCAGUUUCAGCUCUGAGGAUUAUAGAAAAGUAGAAAACACUCAGCACUUCGUUCCGAAUCUUAUGCAUAUAAUCCCCAAUCAUGAGAAAUCUAUCAUUGAUGAAAUUGCACCCAUCCAUGAAAGCACAAAUCCAGACCACCGAUACAUUUCAGAGAUAUUGCUAGCAUCAGGUCUCCUUAGAGAUUUUGAAGCUAGUAUCAUGACUAUUCAGCUUCAUCCAUCGGGCCACUUGAUCAAUCCUAAUUUGUUCCAUGUUUUGGAACAAACCGAAGUUAGCUCCAAGCUUUUAAACAAUGAAUACGAAGGUAUGAAGGUUAUCCAUUCAGAACCUAAUCCUGAGAAAGCUCGGAGGAAACUAGUAUUUGAUGCUGUUAAUGAAAUUCUAGUCCAAAAGUUGGUGUUGGCACGUUCUUCCAAGCAAUGGUUCUCGGCCAGUAAGGCUACAAAAGGAUCACGAAGGCUGCAGCUUCUAAGAGAUCUGUGUUCAGAGGUAGAUUGUCUACAAGUUAAACAAUCAAACUGCAGCUUAGAUGAUGAGGAUGACAGUUUAAGGCAAGAUCUUAUGCAUGGAUCAAUGAACUGGACAGGUUACAAGAGUGAAAUUUCAUGGAUAGUUUUGGAUGUUGAGCGGUUGAUCUUCAAAGACUUGAUAAGUGAGAUUGUGCGACAUGAAACAACUGGUUCACAAGGUCAGCCUGGUAGGCAUUGCAGGCAGCUGUUUUCCAAGUAGUGUUCUUGAUAAAAUAGUUUUUAGUUUCCUCUCAUCUUCUCAUCUCUCUCACUAAUUAGAGGAAAAGAGUUUUAAAAGCUUGGUUGUUUUGAUUUUUAUGUCUAAUUUCUUCAGGAUUAAAUCAGAGUAAUCCUAGGUUGUAAAUUGUGCCUUAAUAACCAUGUAAAUCUCCACUAGGAGCUUAUAACAUACAUGUAAACUAGAUAUACACCUAAAUAUAAACUUACUUUCUCUGAA